UCGAAACAAAAUGACUUCGAGUGAAAUCAACGAAUUUUUCAAAAACCAAACAGUUUUUCUUCUUGGUGGAACCGGUUUUUUGGGAAAAUUUCUAAUCGACAAACUUCUCCGAUUAAACGAAAUUUCCAAAAUCUAUAUUCUAGUGCGUCCCAAAAAGGGGAAAAGUGUCGACGAACGUUUCUGCGAUUUGUUCGAUUUUCCGUGUUUUGAGCGUUUGAAAAAGGAAAAUCCGGGAUUUAGAAAAAAAAUUGUAUUUGUGAGUGGCGAUUGUGAGCAACCGAAUUUAGGAAUUUCACAAGAAACUGAAGAUGUCCUAAUUGCCGAAACAAGUAUCGUGAUACAUGCUGCUGCUAAUGUCAAGUUUGACCAACCUUUGCGAAUUGCGACUUAUAUCAAUGUUAGAAGCACACAGGAUUGUAUCCAUUUGGCUAAGAAAAUGCCAAAUUUGAAAGCUUUCAUUUAUGUAUCCACAGCUUACUCCAAUUUUCCCUAUUUUGACAUCGAUGAAACGCUUUAUGAACCAGCAAUGAGAUCUAAAAAUUUACUUUCAGUUGUAGACUCUUUAGAUGACGAAACUUUGAACAAAGUAACUCCAGGAUUAUUGGGCAAAUGGCCCAACGCUUAUGUCUUCACCAAAACCAUAGCUGAGAAUUUGAUGAAAUCUGAAGAAAACAAUCUUCCAAUAGCAAUAGUACGACCAGCGAUAGUAAUGUCAGCUGCUGAGGAACCCAUGCCUGGAUGGGUGGACAAUUUUAAUGGAGUUACAGGAGUGACAACAGCUGUAAGUGUGGGAGUUAUUCGAAGUUUCUGCUGUCAAAAAAAUGCAACAGCACAUUUGGUACCUUGUGAUUACGUUUGUAACAUAAUCCUGGCAUCAGCAUGGCAUGUGGGCCAACAAAAGUCUAGCACACUUACUAUUUAUAAUUUCAUUGGUUCGAACACAAACGCGGUAAGUUGGCAAAAAUUCAAAGACUUGUUCGAGAUUUGCAUAAAAAAUUACCCAACGACCAAAUCUAUGUGGUACUAUGGUUUGGCAGUAACCCAUUAUAAAUUUUAUCACGACUUAAAAACAUUUCUUUUUCAUACUGUUUUAUGUUCUUUGGUCGACUUUAUUCUUCUAUGUGGGGGAAAAAAACCAGUUGUUGUUCAAAACAUGAGACGCUUUGAUUAUGCCAUUAAUCUGAUGACUUCUUUUACGACUAGUUCAUUUAAUUUCAAGCAUGACAAUGUUGACAAUCUUUGGAAACAAAUGAAUGAUCAAGAUAAAAACUUGUACAGAUUUGACAUGAGCACAUUCGAUUGGAGAACUUAUAUUAGGUCAUACGUGAUUGGUGCAAGGGUCUACCUCUUGAAGGACCCUCUGGAAACUAUUCCCGAGGGACAUAAGAAGGUGCAAUUUCUAGCUGUUGCGUACUACUUCACAAUGGGGGUGUUAUUUUGUCUUAUUUAUUUUUUCAUCAAGUUUGUUUUAAAACUUGUGCUUUAAUUUAAUACAGGUUACUACUGCUAUGUCUAAAUCUAAUACUAGAUGUCACGUAAAUGUCAUUCCAAAUAAAACAAAAAAAUUUUGGG
Molecule: messenger RNA, 1572 nt
Organism: Tribolium madens (black flour beetle)
Lineage: Eukaryota; Metazoa; Arthropoda; Insecta; Coleoptera; Tenebrionidae
Product: fatty acyl-CoA reductase wat-like
Exons: 8
Coding region: 11-1486 (491 amino acids)
Biological process (GO): long-chain fatty-acyl-CoA metabolic process
Cellular component (GO): peroxisome
Molecular function (GO): alcohol-forming very long-chain fatty acyl-CoA reductase (NADP+) activity
Source: RefSeq, a predicted model, not a curated record